AUGGAGCCAGUCAUUCCCCUACUGCAUGUGGUAAUGGCCAUUCUUAAUUUUUCAAGAGCUAAUUCAACUACUUGUACCCUACAAGGAUUUUCAGUAUAUCCACAGCUGUGGAAUGAUGGGGAUAUCAUAAUUGGAGGUAUUUUUCCCAUACACAAUUAUUGGGAGUCCACAGAUUUGUCAUAUUCGGUCAUUCCACCUCCACUGAAGUGUAUAAGUCUUGAUUUCACAGCCUUGCAGUCUUCACUGACCUUGAUCUUUGCAAUAGAGGAGAUCAAUAACAGUCCAUCCUUACUUCCUGGAAUCACAUUAGGCUACAAGAUAUAUGAUACAUGUAGUUCUGCAUCACUGGGGGUCAAAAUAGCUAUGGCACUUGUAAAUGGAUAUGAUAACUCGAGUGAGCCCUGUACAAAGCCAGCACAGGUACAAGCCAUAAUAGGUGAGGCAUACUCAUCAGUGUCCAUGGCUAUAGCAAAGAGUAUUGGACCUUUCAGCAUUCCUCAAAUCAGUUAUUUUUCCACCUGUAAGUGUCUCAGUGACAAGAAGAAAUACCCUUCAUUUCUGCGCACUAUCCCUAGUGACUACUUUCAGAGCAGAGCCCUGGCAGAGAUGGUCAAUCACUUUGGCUGGACCUGGGUGGGAGCAAUAAGAAGAGAUGAUGACUAUGGUAACAGUGGAAUGGCUGCAUUUACUGAAGUUGCAGAACAAUUGGGCAUCUGUUUAGAGUAUUCCCUUCCAUUUUCUAAAACCUACUCCGAAGAAAGAGUACUGCAUAUCGUUGACCAGGUAAAAGGUGCCACGUCUCGGGUGAUUGUGGCGUUUCUUGGCACUCGUGAGCUGGAGAUCUUGCUUCAUGUUUUUUUUGAGCACAACAUCACCGGAUUCCAGUUUGUAGGAACAGAGGGUUGGAUCUCUGAUUCAGAAUUGGCCAAACUUGAUAAGAGCAACAUACUACGAGGAGCCAUUGGGCUAGCCAUUCCCAAAACAAAGGUCACAGGUCUAAAAAACUUCUUUGUAGAUAUAAGACCACUGAAAUAUUCAGGCAAUGUCAUUUUUAAAGAAUUCUGGGAGACUCUCUUCAAGUGUAAAUAUACAAAUCGGAAUAUUUCAGUGAACAUAUCAGUGUGUACAGGAGAGGAGAAAUUGUCGGAGGUGGAAGACAUCUACAGUGAUGUUUCCCUAAUGCCUAUUUACAGUAAUGUGUAUAAAGGAGUAUAUGCUAUUGCGCAUACACUCCAUCACUUUCUCGGGUGUAACCAAACAUGUCCUACAAAGAUUCAGCCUGAUCCUCUCACAUUUCUACAACACCUUAAAAGGGUGCAUUUUAGAAGUAAAGAAGGUGACGAAGUUUAUUUUGAUGAAAACGGUGACCCUCCGGCGAAAUAUGAAAUAAUUAACUGGCAAGUAAAUAGAGAAUAUCAACAUGAACUUGUGACUGUUGGACUUUAUGACUCAUCUGUCUCUGUUCAGGAGCAUCUCAUGAUAAAUGUGCCAUAUAUUUUGUGGGCACAGAACAACACUAAGGUGCCAACAUCUGUGUGCAGUGAGAGCUGUCCUCCUGGCACGAGGAAAGCUGUACAGAAAGGAAAACCCAUCUGCUGUUUUGACUGCAUACCAUGUGCUGAAGGAGAGAUAAGUAAUAUGACAGAUUCUAUUACCUGUGAACAAUGCCAGCAAGAUUACUGGUCUAAUCCUCAGAAAGAUGAAUGUGUAAAGAAAGAAAUUGAAUAUCUUUCUUAUGAGGAAACGAUGGGAAUUUUGCUGACAGCUGCUUCUAUUAUUGGUGCAAUGAUGACGAUGGUAAUAACAAUGAUAUUAUUUAAAUAUAGAAAUACCCCAAUAGUGAAGGCCAACAAUUCUGAGCUGAGCUUCCUGCUGCUCUUCUCUCUGGCUCUGUGUUUUCUCUGUUCACUUACUUUCAUUGGAAGGCCCUCUGAGUGGUCCUGUAUGCUGCGGCACACAACGUUUGGGAUCACCUUCGUCCUCUGUAUCUCCUGUGUUCUGGGAAAGACAAUAGUUGUGUUAAUGGCCUUCAGGGCUACACUUCCAGGAAGCAAUGUCAUGAAAUGGUUUGGGCCUCCACAGCAGAGACUCAGUGUAUUUGCCGUCACACUUAUACAGGUCCUGAUUUGUAUACUUUGGUUAACAAUAUCCCCCCCUUUCCCCUUUAAAAAUCCAAAGCGCUCAAAGGAAAAGAUCAUACUAGAAUGCCAUUUGGGAUCAGCUUUAGGUUUCUGGGCUGUGCUGGGCUAUAUAGGACUUUUAGCACUGUUAUGUUUUAUCUUGGCUUUUCUGGCCCGGAAGUUGCCUGACAACUUUAAUGAAGCCAAAUUCAUCACAUUCAGCAUGCUCAUAUUCUGUGCAGUUUGGAUCACAUUUAUUCCUGCUUAUGUCAGCUCUCCUGGAAAAUUCACUGUAGCUGUAGAGAUAUUUGCUAUUUUAGCCUCAAGCUUUGGUUUACUAUUCUGUAUAUUUUUCCCAAAGUGUUACAUAAUCAUACUGAAACCAGAAAAGAAUAAUAAGAAACAACUUAUGGGUAAAAUACCAGGUAGUUGA
Molecule: messenger RNA, 2553 nt
Organism: Hemibagrus wyckioides
Lineage: Eukaryota; Metazoa; Chordata; Actinopteri; Siluriformes; Bagridae
Product: extracellular calcium-sensing receptor-like
Exons: 6
Coding region: 1-2553 (850 amino acids)
Biological process (GO): G protein-coupled receptor signaling pathway
Cellular component (GO): membrane
Molecular function (GO): G protein-coupled receptor activity
Source: RefSeq, a predicted model, not a curated record